This is a messenger RNA of Nycticebus coucang (slow loris), 1039 nucleotides long. RefSeq names its product somatotropin. The transcript has 5 exons. The record is from RefSeq and is a predicted model, not a curated record. Gene Ontology annotation, molecular function: hormone activity; growth hormone receptor binding. Gene Ontology annotation, biological process: positive regulation of growth; response to nutrient levels; positive regulation of tyrosine phosphorylation of STAT protein. NCBI's taxonomy places the organism in Eukaryota, Metazoa, Chordata, Mammalia, Primates, Lorisidae. Gene Ontology annotation, cellular component: extracellular region. The coding region runs from base 386 to 1039 and encodes 217 amino acids.
UCAGCUCUCCUGGCUUUGCUCCCUUUUGGGGGACCAAGAGGGGCCCUUCUCACCCCAGUGGACACCCCUGGAAUGACAUGCUGUCAGAGCACACCUGGAUGCAGACCAUCUCGUUUGUUUGGUGGUCUGAGGCCCUGUGUGCAGAACCCUCACAAAGUGGGCAACGGUGGGGAAGGAAAGAUGACAGGCCAGGAGACAUGAUCCCAGGAUGAGUGGGAGGAGCAGCUACAUUAUCCAUCAGCACACCCAUGCAUAAAUGUACAGAGAAAAGCGGGGGCCCCAAGGGGCCAGGGUAUAAAAAGAGCCCGCAAGGGACCAAUUCCAGGAUCCCAAGGUCCAGCUCCUGGAACCACUCAGUCUCCUGCGGACGGCUUGCCCAGCUGCAAUGGCCACAGGCUCUCACACCGCCACCCUGCUCCUGGCUGUAGCCCUGCUCGGCCUGCCCUGGCCUCAGGAGGCUGGUGCCUUUCCGGCCAUGCCUUUGUCCAGCCUGUUUGCCAACGCUGUGCUCCGAGCCCAGCACCUGCACCAGCUGGCUGCUGAUACUUACAAGGAGUUUGAGCGUGCCUACAUCCCGGAGGGACAGCGAUAUUCCAUCCAGAACGCCCAGGCUGCCUUCUGCUUCUCAGAGACCAUCCCGGCCCCCACGGGCAAGGACGAGGCCCAGCAGAGAUCCGACAUGGAGCUGCUCCGCUUCUCGCUGCUGCUCAUCCAGUCGUGGCUCGGGCCUGUGCAGCUGCUCAGCAGGGUCUUCACCAACAGCCUGGUACUCGGAACCUCGGACCGAGUCUAUGAGAAACUGAAGGACCUGGAGGAAGGCAUCCAAGCCCUGAUGCGGGAGCUGGAAGAUGGCAGCCCCCGGGUGGGACAGAUCCUCAAGCAAACCUACGACAAGUUUGACACCAACCUGCGCAGUGACGACGCACUGCUUAAGAACUAUGGGCUGCUCUCUUGCUUCAAGAAGGACCUGCACAAGGCUGAGACGUACCUGCGGGUCAUGAAGUGUCGCCGCUUUGUGGAAAGCAGCUGUGCCUUCUAG